This is a messenger RNA of Cyprinodon tularosa, 971 nucleotides long. RefSeq names its product C-X-C motif chemokine 9-like. Gene Ontology annotation, cellular component: extracellular region. Gene Ontology annotation, molecular function: chemokine activity. The coding region runs from base 485 to 775 and encodes 96 amino acids. The record is from RefSeq and is a predicted model, not a curated record. Lineage: Eukaryota; Metazoa; Chordata; Actinopteri; Cyprinodontiformes; Cyprinodontidae. The transcript is spliced from 3 exons. Gene Ontology annotation, biological process: immune response.
CUCUCAGUGUGUCAGGAGACAUGAAUGGGGACAAAAGGAGGGAUAAGAACAGGAGCAGAAUAUUAGAAGAGAGCAGGCUCUCCGGAGCAACAAUGGAAUGAAUGUUGAAGUGAUGACAGAAGACCAGAUAAGGACGUCAUCCUUCUGAAGCUACUACCAGGUUUAGGACAGAUGGUGCUGAAACUCUGCAGAUGUUGGAGUUUUAUAGCAAAUAAAGAGAAAUAUAAUAUCUGAGACAAAUUCCUGCAGCUUUAAGCAGGAUGGAAAUCCCUGCAGGUUCUCUGAAGUAUUUUAGUGGAAAGCAUCCUGAGUGAGAAAGAAGAAGCAGAAGCAGAGGAGGAAGGAAAAAUGCUGCUUUCUGAGAACACAACUGUUUAAUGACAGGGGGUGGAAAUAUCAGCUGAAUAUAAGCCCUGCAGAUCAGAUCGGUCAUUCAAAGACUUCUACACCUCCACCCAGAAAACAGAACAUCAGUCCAGGAACCAUGAAGAUCCUUCUGACUCUCUGCCUCCUGACUUUCCUCUACUUCCUGCGGUCCAGCUCUGCAGGUCCAGUGGCUCCAGAGUUGGGUGGGAUCAACGGUUCCUGCUGUUUACAUAACAGUAAUAUGACGAUUCUAAGAGGAAAGGUGAAGGACCUGGAGAUGUCUCCAAACCACUGCCAAAUCAGAUCCGUCAUAGUCACCACUGUGAGUGAAAGACGGUUCUGCCUUGAUCCAACCGGGAGCUGGACGAAGAAAUUACUUAAAGAGUUUGAGAAAAGAAUACUCCACUGAAGCUUGAAUCCAGGCCAGAACCACAUUUGUUAAGAAACCAUGUUUUCAAUUAUAUCUUUGAUAUUUUCUUUUAUUUUUUUAUCCUGAUUCUGUUUUAUUUUCCUAUAUUUUAGUCAUGUAAAGCACUUUGCAUUGUCCUUGUACUGAAUUGUGCUAUACAAAUAAAUUUGCCUUGCCUUGCCUUGCCUUAACAUGU